GGAGGGUGGCCCGACGAGAUCCAGGGAUGUGAGGAAUUUUAAAUUGGAACAGGAACAAGAAAAAAACAAAACUUUGUCAGAAGCGCUGGCGACUCUAGCCACUGAACAUCAUGAAUUAGAGCAGUCUCUGGUUAAAGGCUCCCCACCUCUCAGCAUCCUUAGUGAGGACGAGUUCUAUGAUGCACUGUCAGAUUCCGAGUCCGAACGGUCCCUGAGUAGAUUGGAAGCAGUGACUGCGCACUGCUUUGAAGAGGAAGGAGAGCACCUGAGGAGUAGAAAGCACAGAAUGUCCGAAGGAAAAGACUGUGGUGGUGGAGAUGCUCUCUCCAAUGGCAUCAAAAAACACAGAACAAGCUUGCCCUCACCUAUGUUUUCCAGAAAUGACUUCAGCAUCUGGAGCCUCCUCAGAAAAUGUAUUGGAAUGGAACUCUCCAAGAUCACCAUGCCAGUUAUAUUUAACGAGCCUUUGAGCUUCCUCCAGCGACUCACUGAAUAUAUGGAGCAUACGUACCUCAUCCACAAGGCCAGUUCAUUUGCUGAUCCUGUGGAAAGGAUGCAGUAUGUAGCUGCAUUUGCUGUAUCUGCUGUUGCUUCUCAGUGGGAACGCACUGGAAAGCCUUUCAACCCACUUCUGGGAGAGACUUAUGAAUUAGUUCGAGAUGACCUUGGUUUCAGACUCAUCUCUGAGCAGGUCAGCCAUCACCCACCCAUUAGUGCAUUUCAUGCUGAAGGAUUAAACAAUGAUUUCAUCUUUCAUGGCUCAAUCUAUCCCAAACUGAAGUUCUGGGGGAAGAGCGUAGAAGCAGAACCCAAAGGAACCAUCACGUUGGAGCUCCUUGAACACAAUGAAGCAUAUACGUGGACAAAUCCUACCUGCUGUGUACAUAACAUCAUUGUGGGGAAGCUCUGGAUUGAGCAGUACGGCAACGUGGAGAUCACAAACCACAAGACUGCGGACAAAUGUGUGUUGAAUUUUAAGCCAUGCGGCCUUUUUGGUAAGGAGUUACACAAAGUUGAAGGCUACAUUCAAGAUAAAAGCAAAAAGAAGCUCUGUGCCCUCUAUGGGAAGUGGACAGAAUGUUUGUACAGUGUUGACCCUGCCACAUUUGAUGCUUACAAAAAAAAUGAUAAGAAAAACACUGAAGAGAAGAAGAACAGCAAACAGAUGAGCGCUUCUGAGGAGUCAGACGAAAUGCCAAUGCCAGAUUCCGAGAGUGUGUUUGUCAUUCCUGGGAGCGUUCUCCUGUGGCGAAUAGCCCCGCGGCCUCCCAAUUCGACCCAGAUGUAUAAUUUUACUAGCUUUGCAAUGGUUUUGAAUGAAGUAGACAAGGAAAUGGAGGGUGUGAUUCCUAAGACAGACUGCAGGCUACGUCCUGACAUCAGAGCCAUGGAAAAUGGGGAAAUAGAUCAAGCUAGUGAAGAAAAAAAGCGACUUGAGGAGAAACAAAGAGCGGCCCGCAAGAACAGGUCCAAGUUGGAGGAGGACUGGAAGACGAGGUGGUUCCAUCAAGGCCCUAAUCCCUACAGCGGAGCCCAGGACUGGCUUUACUCGGGCAGCUACUGGGACAGAAACUACUUCAAUUUGCCUGACAUUUAUUAAAACAUAGACAAGUUGGGGCAUUUGGCUAAUCUACAGAUAAGACUUAAACCUGUGUUUUAAAAUUUUCUUCUUUGAUUUCUACUCAUCUUUUGAAAAGAGAAAAAAAUCCUCUCAUGAUAACUUGCAUUUCACCCAACAAAAGUAGGGCAUAAGGUGGAUACUGGUGAUGAAAGUCUUUGGAAGAAUGGGUAAUUUUGCUAUCCCGACAUGCUUAUUUGGAAUACUGUUUUAUCUAGCGGUAUGGGAAACUUUUGGAGAAUAUGCUUUUUGAUGGUUGCUGUUGCCGUAUUCACUGAAGGUUUAUACCUAAAUGUAACUUUAGCUUUAUGGAAUUAUAUAGUAACCCAAAUCAAGUUAUUUUGAAUAUUUUUAGGCUGUCAUGCUUGAAUGUUUUAGAUUUAACUUCGAAAUGUUUGGAAUUCUCCUAUAUGAUGUUUAUAUGCUCAGAUAUAGAGGUUGUGCCACCGUGUAGAGACUGCAUUGAGAAGACGGCUUUUCUUCUUACUAAUCCUCUCAAUUGUACCCCUUCCCGCCUCUCAAAAGAAAAACGAUGCCUGAGUGUUCAGAGGAGAGAUUCCUGAUUUGAAAAUUCUAAACUGGAAAAGGUAUUUCGUUUGCUUAUUUUAGUGCUCUGAUUUUACUUUUACAAUGUUCUAAUGUCAUUAGAAUUAAAAUGUUUGAGUUGUACAUGUUUGAAUUGAAAAUAGGUAUAAAACCUAGCAAUUCACAAAAAUACCCCAGAAAUACAGAUUUUAGUCACCAUCAUUACAUAACGAGAAACCUUUUUAAAUGCUUCAACUCCCAGUGGCAAAUGCCACCAGAGAAAUUCAGUUGUACUCAUGUAUUAUAAGUAUCAGACUAUAUAAAAGGAGGUCUUGUGCAUUUCAAGUUUGCAAGGCACCUGUGUACUUAAGAUACGUAUGGAGACCUACUUGUACAGUAGCUUUGCCCCCUUAAUUGGGGUACAUUAAUCUUACGGUAUUUAUCUACCCAACCCCAGACUGAGAUGUUGCUCCAGGGGGCCUUAGGUAGCUGCCAGUAAGUUAUUUUAAUGGCUGUCUUGAAGUUAACAAGUGUUAUAAUGAAAUAAUCUACCUGAUGCUAAAU
Molecule: messenger RNA, 2707 nt
Organism: Globicephala melas (long-finned pilot whale)
Lineage: Eukaryota; Metazoa; Chordata; Mammalia; Artiodactyla; Delphinidae
Source: RefSeq, a predicted model, not a curated record